Notechis scutatus (mainland tiger snake) is the source of this 1822-nucleotide messenger RNA. Lineage: Eukaryota; Metazoa; Chordata; Lepidosauria; Squamata; Elapidae. The record is from RefSeq and is a predicted model, not a curated record.
UCGGAGACCCAGAGCAGGUUCGCAUGACCUCCGAAGGCUCCAACUGCCGCUGCAAAUGCAUCCUGCGCCCCCUUAGCCAAGCCGCCUGCGCCCGUCUCCAGGGAGGCGGCGGCAGGAGAGGGGAGGACUUCUACACCGUGGAGACCAUCAGCUCGGGAGGCGACUGCCGCUGCUCCUGCGCCGCCCCGCCAGCCUCGCUCAACCCCUGCGAGGACGAGUGGAAGGCGGAGAGGCUGAAGAAGGAAGCCCCGGAACUCCGCAAGCUGCAGUCCAUCACCGACCUGCUGGAAGGGGCCCUGUACAGCAUGGGCUUGAUGACGGUCCAUUCCUACAUCAAGCAGGUGGUGGAGCAGAUAAACACCUUGGAAGAGACGGUCAGAACCAACCUGAGCCGCGACAGCAACGUAGUGAAGGAGACCGUCAUGCACUUGAGCGACCAGAUGAAGCGCUACGAGAACUACUCGGACAUGGUGGUGGGCCUCAAGAAGGAGCUUUCGAACCUGGAGCAUCAGCUGCUGCAGAAAGAUGCGGCCGUCACAAGUCUGGAACACAAAGCGCAGGACACUGCGGGGCAUCAGGAGAGCGUCCGGAAAUACGCCGGUCCUCGGAAAAGUCUGGGGGACAAAGAGACCCCCCGAAUUCUCAAGGAGAAGGCAGAAAAACCGAGGAAAGAAAGCGCCAAGGGCAAGAUGGGUCUCCCGUCGCCAACUUCCAAAUCCAAUUCCUCUGGACAGCAGACUCUCAUCUGGAGCCACGUGUACUACAAAGCUGGACACCAAGCAGAGGCAGAGGGGGUGGCCAGCAGCCAUGAAAACCCCAAGAAGAAAGCUGGACUCGAACUGGUGCACCAAGAGACCCUCCCCAGGGCAGGAGAAAUUCCCUCUACGGCUUCCCCUGCCAACGCAACCUCCUUAGCCCCCACGAUGAGAAUCGGCGCCACGCUCCAAAGUCGGCCUGGCCCUCCUCUGCUCUCCGGGAGACCUGGCCACAUCCCCAAGAUCCUUCCCCCGCCCAGCCACGCCCACGAGGCCUCGUGCGAGGGGACCCUGAAGGCCGUGGAGCCCCCCCAGACGCAGCACAGCUACGGUCGGAAUGAAGGCGCCUGGAUGAAGGACCCCGCGGCCUCCGAUGAGCGGAUCUACGUGGCCAACUACUAUUACGGGAACAGCCUGCUGGAAUUCCGCAAUUUGGAGAAUUUCAAGCAAGGCCGUUGGAGCAACCUCUACAAGCUCCCCUACAACUGGAUCGGGACCGGCCACGUGGUGUACCAAGGUUCCUUUUACUACAACCGGGCCUUCACCAGGAACCUCAUCAAAUACGACCUCCGCCAACGCUUCGUGGCUGCCUGGUGCUUCCUGGACGACGUGGUCUAUGAGGACACCACGCCCUGGAAGUGGCGCGGCCACUCUGACCUGGACUUGGCCGUGGACGAGAGCGGCCUGUGGGUGAUCUACCCAGCGAUGGAUUCUGGCUACUCUCAGCAAGAAGUCAUCGUGGUGAGCAAGUUGGAUCCGGCCGACCUCUCCACGCAGAAGCAGUGGAAGACGGGCCUCCGGCGCCACGCUUACGGGAACUGCUUCGUGGUCUGCGGUGUACUUUACGCCGUAGAUGAGUGCAACGUCAGGGAAGGCCGUGUGUCCUACGCCUACGACACCCACACCGCCACCGAAGCCCGCCCCGAGCUGCCUUUCCGCAACGAAUUUGCCUUCACCACCCAAAUCAACUACAACCCCAAGGAGAAAGUCCUCUAUGGCUGGGACAAUGGCCACCAAGUGAUCUACAAGCUACAAUUCGUGGCUUGAGGAUUGGGACAGUGAUGGGA